GGACCCUUAGCUGUCAGAAGAGCCCACUGGCUGCUGUGGGGCAAAAAGCGCCGGGGCGUCGGGUGGGCAGCGGACCAGGACCCCGAGGGCAGCGGCGGCUUCUGGGAGCGAAGCUUGGGGAGGUUUGGGGUUCGGGACAGCCAGCCGAGGCCGGCCGGACGGCAGGCAGGCAGGCGGGCAGGCAGAUAAGAUGGGGAACCGGGAGAUGGAGGAGCUGAUCCCGCUGGUGAACCGGCUGCAGGACGCCUUUUCGGCGCUGGGGCAGAGCUGCCUUCUGGAGCUGCCGCAGAUCGCUGUGGUGGGCGGCCAGAGCGCGGGCAAGAGCUCGGUGCUCGAGAACUUCGUGGGCAGGGACUUUCUUCCUCGAGGGUCAGGCAUUGUAACGAGAAGGCCUCUUGUUCUACAGCUUGUCACUUCAAAAGCAGAAUAUGCUGAAUUCUUACACUGCAAAGGAAGGAAGUUUACAGAUUUUGAUGAAGUUCGUCAAGAGAUUGAAGCAGAAACAGAUCGAGUGACAGGAAUGAAUAAAGGCAUUUCAUCUAUACCUAUUAAUUUACGAGUCUAUUCCCCACAUGUGCUAAACCUAACCCUUAUUGACCUUCCUGGAAUUACUAAAGUCCCAGUAGGCGAUCAGCCACAAGAUAUCGAAUAUCAGAUUAGAGAAAUGAUUAUGCAGUUUAUCACUCGAGAAAACUGUUUGAUUUUGGCUGUUACACCUGCAAACACAGAUCUUGCCAACUCAGAUGCCCUGAAGUUAGCUAAAGAAGUUGACCCUCAAGGUCUGAGAACUAUUGGAGUCAUCACCAAACUUGAUCUCAUGGAUGAAGGAACUGAUGCAAGGGAUGUUCUGGAAAAUAAAUUGCUUCCUCUUCGAAGGGGUUAUGUGGGUGUGGUAAAUAGAAGCCAAAAAGACAUUGAUGGAAAGAAGGACAUUAAGGCGGCUCUACUGGCAGAAAGAAAAUUUUUUCUUUCCCACCCAGGCUACAGACACAUUGCUGAUCGAAUGGGAACACCACAUCUUCAAAAAGUUCUAAAUCAGCAACUUACUAACCAUAUUCGAGAUACAUUGCCAAGCUUCAGAAGCAAGCUUCAGGGACAAUUACUUUCCAUAGAACAUGAAGUAGAAGCCUACAAAAACUUCAAGCCAGAAGAUCCAACAAGAAAGACAAAGGCUCUGCUGCAGAUGGUUCAGCAAUUUUCAGUGGAUUUUGAGAAGAGAAUUGAAGGAUCAGGAGAUCAAGUAGAUACGUUGGAGCUCUCAGGUGGUGCAAAAAUAAACCGCAUUUUCCAUGAACGAUUUCCUUUUGAGAUUGUAAAGAUGGAGUUUAAUGAGAAAGAACUGAGAAGAGAAAUAAGCUAUGCAAUCAAAAACAUUCAUGGUAUCAGGACAGGAUUAUUUACUCCAGAUAUGGCAUUUGAAGCAAUAGUUAAAAAACAAAUUGUAAAGCUAAAAGGACCUUCACUGAAGAGUGUAGACCUGGUGAUGCAGGAGUUAAUCAAUACUGUAAAGAAAUGUACCAAAAAGCUUGCAAACUUUCCAAGACUUUGUGAAGAAACAGAACGGAUUGUUGCUAACCACAUUCGUGAAAGAGAAGGAAAGACUAAAGACCAGGUAUUAUUGCUGAUUGACAUCCAGGUAUCCUAUAUUAACACCAACCAUGAAGACUUCAUUGGCUUUGCAAAUGCCCAGCAAAGAAGCAGUCAGGUUCACAAGAAGAGUGCAGUUGGAAAUCAGGGAACCAAUCUUCCGCCUUCAAGGCAAAUUGUUAUUCGGAAGGGAUGGCUAACAAUCAACAACAUUGGAAUUAUGAAAGGAGGCUCCAAGGAGUAUUGGUUUGUCCUUACUGCAGAAAGCUUGUCCUGGUAUAAAGAUGAUGAGGAAAAAGAAAAGAAAUACAUGCUUCCCUUGGACAACCUGAAAGUUCGAGAUGUGGAAAAAAGUUUUAUGUCUAGCAAGCAUAUCUUUGCACUUUUUAAUACAGAGCAAAGGAAUGUAUAUAAGGACUAUCGUUUUCUUGAAUUGGCAUGUGACUCCCAAGAAGAUGUAGAUAGCUGGAAGGCAUCUCUACUAAGAGCUGGUGUCUAUCCUGACAAAUCUUUAGGGAACAACAAAGCUGACAAUGAUGAGAGUGGUCAAGCAGAAAAUUUUUCCAUGGACCCACAAUUAGAAAGACAAGUGGAAACCAUUCGCAACCUUGUAGACUCCUACAUGUCAAUAAUCAACAAAUGUAUUCGAGACCUGAUUCCCAAAACAAUAAUGCACCUUAUGAUCAACAAUGUCAAAGACUUCAUAAAUUCAGAGCUCUUAGCACAGUUAUAUUCCUCAGAGGACCAAAACACUUUGAUGGAAGAGUCGGCUGAGCAGGCUCAGCGGCGUGAUGAGAUGCUUCGAAUGUACCAAGCCCUUAAGGAAGCCCUCGUAAUUAUUGGUGAUAUCAAUAGUGCCACUGUGUCUACUCCUGCACCUCCUCCUGUGGAUGACUCCUGGCUCCAGCACUCUCGUAGAUCGCCCCCUCCAAGCCCUACGAACCAAAGGAGACCAACAUUAAAUGCUCCUCCAACUAGACCCACAUCAGGCCGAGGACCUGCUCCAGCAAUUCCAUCCCCAGGCCCCCAAUCUGGGGCUCCACCAGUACCAUUCCGUCCAGGACCUUUACCUCCUUUUCCUAGUAAUAGUGAUGCAUUUGGAGCACCUCCACAAGUUCCAUCCCGGCCAACACGGGCUCCUCCCAGUGUCCCAAGCCGGAGACCACCUCCAUCACCAACUCGUCCCACUAUAAUUCGUCCAUUAGAAUCUUCCCUCUUAGACUAAGUGAAAUUUCUGGCAUGGCAACUAAUUGCUAACGAAUUAUAUGAAACCAACUAACUUGAUAACUGUUGCAAUAAAUCAUGAGUAGUCGCAUGUGUGGACAUCUGUAGGCAAGUAACCAGUUUUACUAAUACUUUCAUCAUUCAUUCUCCAUUGCCUGUGGCAUUUCCAAUCUUUGGGGAAGGUCCAUAAUGCUUCAACCCAUGAAAAUGACUGACCUUAUAGAAUCUUCACAUGGGCAGGGUUUGGGGUGCAGUCCUAUAUAAAGAAACAAGAACUUAGAGAAUAUAUAUUUUACCUGCUUAUGACUGAACUUGGCCUUUCCAAAUUUAAGACCAACUUGCUUUAAUGAUGCUUUUCCAUUAAGGAGCAUUCCUGUGUAAUAAAGAAUAGUAAUAUUAUGCAACACAUACUUCUUUCCAUAAAUUCUAAUUAGGGUAAGAGGAAUUCAGUUGUCUGUUAUUAAAGCUGCUGCCUGCUCUGUAAUUACAUACUCAGAUUCCUUUACCCUCUCCUUCCUUUCACAGUCCUGCUGAGAAGUGGUUUCAUUAUGAUUUCUUAGGAGUCAAAGCUUUCAAAAUUUAUAAGGUGCUUUGCUAAAGAAAACUCAUUGCAUUGCAUAAUAUAAAGACCUUUUCCUUCUACUGAUUUGUUUUGCUUCAUGUACAACUGUGAAUCAAAGCUUGUUCUUCAUUAAUCAGUCAGUGGGCAUAGCAGAUUAAUUUCAGAAUUUAAAAGUGAAGCAAAACACCACAUCUGUCAUAGUGUCUGAGAAACAGUCUUUCUUCUUUCACAUAAGUAUUAAUAUCCACAUACCAGUGAUGGCUGCCAUGAUUUGAAGUAAGGCAGGAAGGAAACUAAUACAAAAUGAGUCUGAGUCCCUGAAAGCAAGUCCUUUUGCCGCUGUGAAAUGAGUGGACUGACCAACUGCAUACUUUGAAGACAGUUUUGUGACUUCAGUUCAUUCACAUUGACUCCAUUUUCUGAUUAUUAUCUUGAAUGUUUUGGUGGAGGCAAGCAUUCCACAUUAAUUUGUUAUUCCCUUAAUUAAGCAUUUGUUUUAUCCAUUUUCCAUAGUGAAAUGUCGAUCUUUGGUUGUUCAUACCAUUCUUAAUAAAGCUUGGAGCUUAUUAAAAGUAGCCACCUGUUAAAGGAUGGGUUAUGCAACUGAGAACCUGUCAACAUAGGUGUGCUGUGGUGUGAAGAAGAAACUAACACUUUUAAAAUCACCUAGCUCCCAGAUCCAAUUUAAGGUCACUCAGUACCCUGAGGCUUCAGAAGAAACACUCAGAACAUUCAGAUAUGAAACAAAAGUUAGUCUUAAAGAACUUAAAAGAACUGAAUCUUUUUUUCCCCUUUCUAAGGUACUUUGCAAUUUGUUUUUUUCAAGGGCAGAUAAGACGAUCAAUUAAUAGUUCAAUCCUUAGCAUUGAGUUUUGUGCUGCUGAGAACUAUAUGAAGUGAUAUGAGGAAAACCUCUACAAACUAAAGUGAAUUUCAUCAGCUAUUCUCAGACAACAGAUUCAUAUAAUAAUUGUGUCACAUGAUACUAUCUCAUAGUAUACAUAAGUAAAUCAGAUUUUUCCUACUAAAAUCCUUUGCUUUGACAGCAGUUCACAUGAUUUGUAUGUUAGUUUAACUUUAAUUUCCUGUCAUUUAUACCCAAAGCAGGCAGUUAUAGAGUAUAAGAUUAAAAAAAAUUAAUCAAUGGGUAACAAUUUCAAAAAGAGGAUUUCCUAAGUUCAGUGGUUGAAUAAGGUAUUUUCCUUAUUAAACUUUAUAAAUGUUCAACAUUAAUUUGAACAAUAAAAUAUUAUAGGUAGUAAUCAGCAAAUGAAGUUGCAUUUGGUAACAAGGACAUGUCAUCUUUAUAGUUUCCAAAUAUUUAGGUUUGAUUUAUAGAUCAAAGUAGGAAAAAAAAACCUAUUCCUUAGCUAUACUAUUUUCCCAUUUCUUGUUUUCUCCUUGUUGAAAAAAAUAGUCUCCCUUUGCAAAUGAAUGUUCAAUGUCCAUAUUCUCUUUUUUAAAAAUAUGUCUUAGGAAAGUGGAAAAUAUUAAAUAACUUAUCAGAGUUAGGGGAUACAAGACGACAUUUUCAUAUGAAUCUCCAUUUUAGGAUUUCCUUUUGUCCUUCACUUUCAUUAUCUUAAACAGGCAAAAAGGCAACCAGCUGUCUAAUACUCUUCCCACUUCAGGGGUUUGGCUUAGUACAAAAUGUGGUUUUACAUUUUGCUGUAUUUAAAAAAAAAUUUCCUUCAAGUUAAAGGAAAAUAUUGUGGAUAACCACUGGUGCAUUUUAAAAUUGUCUCAAACCAUGUCAAAGAAAAUUGCAUAUUUUUUUCAAGUUUCUUUCCACUGAUCUUAUGCAGUCAUAAACAAUACAUUUGUCAUCUUUGGCUUUCACUCCCAGAUUAUACCCCCACAGUUAAACUUUUGGCUACAACUGCCCUCUUUUUGGGGGUACUGUGUUUUGUGUUUUCCCCACUUCUAAGAUGUUUCUAAUAGACUCUAGCCACCCUGAGGACUUGGACAGUCAUGUGUGCUAUAUGAAUUGUUUUUUAGUAUUGUUCCCAUUUCCCAAAGAGCUCAUGUUUUCCAAAAGAGAGAAGCUGAUGUAAGGGAAAUCUGAACUUCUGAAGAAUUUUUGCUUUGGGGCACACCCUGCACAUAUGGCCUUAAGAAAGGAAUAUACCUGAAUGUGUGGUACAAAUGUUUACCAUGCUGGCUCUAGCCUCCUAUGGAACUUUCUUUUAAGCUAGCUGCUCAACCUCUGUAACUCCUACAAUCACAGCUCUAUCAUAUCUGGCACAGGAGAGCAAAUCCUGAAAGCAUACAUGUAGACACGAUGGCUUGAGGUAGUUUUAUUUCCACAAACAAGAUAAAUACUGCAUGCAUACUGACAUGUUUUGAUAACAGCUGAAUUAGAUGUGGACAGAAUGUUGAAACAGACUUCACUUUCAACAAGUAUAUUUCACUUCCAAAAACCGGUAGCAAACAUUUAACUCCUCAACAUUGCUUUGAGCCGUGCUUCAUUAGGUAGAUGGGCAGCAGGAUCUGCUUAUUAGCCAAUUUCCUAUUUGUUGGGAUGGAAACUAAGUCUAACCCUAAACCUUAGAAUGAACAGUUUCCUGAGCUAUUUAGGUAGACUAAGCCUUCUAAACUUAAAGAAUAAAAAUAGUCAAGUAGACUUCUGUGUAGACUGUAGCCAUAACUCUCAAAUAUGAAAAGGGACCUAAUACCAGUAUGUUAUAAAUGUUGAUGUCUGAUGUGUACAAACCUAUUUUUAUGCAUGUGUCACUCUGUAUACAGUAAAUAAUGAAUCAUGUUUAUGUAAGUACACGUGUUUUGUGGAAGUUCAUAAAACAUUUGAUAAAAUGUUUCAAGCAUGGGUAUGAUUUAUAAAUGUAUAGUGUGCAUAUAUAUGUGUGUGUGUAUGUACAUGUAUGGAUGUACAUAUCUAUAUGUCCAGUAUAGGUGUUCGUAAAGAUAUUGCAAAAAAAAAAAAAACCUCUGUUAAUGUAAAAGGUAGUUAUGAAGGACCUAUGGAAACAUAUGGCAAUUAUCUAACAGAAAACCAUCUCUCAUAAAAUAUUUGAGUCUUUUGAUCCAAAUUGUAUUCAUUUGAGAGGAGACACAUAAACUCUGAGAAUAACCUUGGUAUUCUGUGCACAAAUGAGUUAACAUAACAUUCACAGACAUUUAAUUUAGAAUUCAGAGUUGUGCUGUCUGGACAUUUUUUAUUCAAACAGAUGGACAUAAUGUGCAAGAUCUGGAAACUCACAUUUUAAAGUUUCUUAUCAGGAAUCCAGGCUGCUCUCUGGGUCAUUGAAACUGAUCCUAAAAAGUUGAUGCACACACUUGUUUUCUCUAUGCCAUAUGUUUCCAAGAAUAAAAUGGAGAGAGGUGACAAAAUAAAGAAAAUUCAGGCUUUUCAAAAUAAAUUUGAUGGAAACCUGAAGGAAAAAAUCCUUUUCAAAUUUAUUAACCUACUAUUAUUACAUUUGGCAUUUAGUAUUAUUUGAAAAUCAUCCAAAAAUUUCCUUAGUGUUAUGCAAAGUGUCCAAGCACCACAUUUUGAAAUUAUAGAACUCAGUAGAAGAAAAUAAUUUAAGAUCCCCACUAUGAAAUUAGAGCAGGAGAGGCAUGCCUGCUAUGAGUAGUAUUUUAAAUGUUGGUGAUCCUGAAUAAUCCUAGAGAAAAGAAUACUAGCUCAUUCAACCACAUAGAAUCUGACUUUUUACCCCCAAAAAAGCCUUUCUCGUUAUAUGGCUACUGAAUCAAUUUUGUCACCCUGGCUGGUUGAUUUGUUGUAAAGUAUGUGGUGCUCUAUAUGCAAACUUUAACACUACUUUGGUGUAUAUCUUGUAUUGUGUAAUUAUAUAUUUGUAUAUAUGUAAGUGUGUGUGUAGAGAGACAGAAAAGAGAGAGAGAGAGAGAGGGAGGGAGGGAGGGAGAGAGAGAGAGACAGAGAGACAGAGAGAGACAGAGAAAUGGAAGAAGUGAAGUGAAAGAUUUUUUUGUUUGUCCUAUUAUCUUCAUACUGGUGUAUUGGUGAGACUUCUCACCUCUCUGGUCUGGUGUUUUACAUAAGGUUCAACCGUUUGAUUAUUAUUGUUAUUAUUAUUGAUUUGUUAUUGGUUUAAAAAUUUAGCUUAGGAAUACUUACAUCUUGCUCUCUGUGUAAUAGGAUAGACUCUUGUCAUAAAUGAAUAUUAUUCUGCCUGUCUUCCCUCUUGCUUUGUCUGCAGGCGAUCUGAUAAGAAUGGCUCCUCCCAUCCAGAAAGUCUACCACUGUUAUUUGAUUUUUGACUUACUCAGUGUUACCAGCCUGUUUUAUUUGUGUUGUCUAUGUUUCUUUUCUCUCUCCUUUUCAGAACCAUCUAAACAUUUUUUUUAUAAAGAACAGUGUUCAGAUAUUAGCAAAAUUUGGUUCUCUCUGUUGAUUCUCUAAUUAUUAAUCUGAGCCAGAAUAGGUCCCACUGACCUGCCAGGAAGGUUAGUGAUCUCCUAGCAUUGAUACCCGAACCUGGAAAUGGACGGGUUAUUUGCAGCAAGUUCCUAAAGCCUGUUGUGUCAUUUUUGAAGGUCAUAUGCACUUGUGAAAAUUGUGAAGUUGUAUUUCUGAACCUGAAAUAAAUUACAACAUUUGAAGGA
This is a messenger RNA of Sarcophilus harrisii (Tasmanian devil), 7963 nucleotides long. RefSeq names its product dynamin 3 (gene DNM3). The coding region runs from base 191 to 2812 and encodes 873 amino acids. The record is from RefSeq and is a predicted model, not a curated record. Gene Ontology annotation, molecular function: GTPase activity; microtubule binding; GTP binding. The transcript is spliced from 22 exons. Gene Ontology annotation, cellular component: cytoplasm; membrane; microtubule. NCBI's taxonomy places the organism in Eukaryota, Metazoa, Chordata, Mammalia, Dasyuromorphia, Dasyuridae.